Messenger RNA from Paramecium tetraurelia, 1152 nucleotides. RefSeq lists its product as uncharacterized. Gene Ontology annotation, molecular function: sphingosine-1-phosphate phosphatase activity. Gene Ontology annotation, cellular component: endoplasmic reticulum membrane. Lineage: Eukaryota; Ciliophora; Oligohymenophorea; Peniculida; Parameciidae. The record is from RefSeq and is a predicted model, not a curated record. The transcript is spliced from 2 exons.
AUGAAGAUUUUCAUAGCAGCAACCAUCAUUUUCAUAGCCUGUUUGAUCCUUGAUGUAAUUUAUGAUCAGCAGCUCUGGGAUUUUAAUACAAGGAUUACGAAAUAUAUGUAACAGAAGCAAACCCCUGGGCUGUAAAGUAUGUUUAAUUUCUUCUCCAAUUGGAUAAACAUUUUUCCUGGAAUAGCUUUAUUAAUCUUUAUAUUUACAGAAAAUAAAUUGGCCUCCAUCAUAUAUAUGUGCUUAAUAUAAUUUACAAUUUCAUUUAACUCAGUUCUUAAAAAUGUAUAUCAUCAACCAAGACCUUAUUGGAUUGAACCCGAUAUUGUUGCAUUGUCAUGCAAUAAAGAGUUUGGUAAACCCUCAGGACAUGCUAUGGGGUCAUUGCUGAUGUGUUUUUUAUUGCCUUUGAUGGUUCUCCCUUCAACCUUUGUGAAAAAGCCAAAACUAAUCAAAAGUAUUAUCCUAUGUUUUGUUUCCAUAUGGACUGUAAUGACUGCAUUGUCUCGCAUCUAUUUAGGGAUGCAUACAAUAGGUUAGAUUCUGUUGGGUUGGAUGUAUUCGAGUUAUUUUAUUUUAAUUUAUCUCUCCUAUUUGCAUUAACCUAUAAUGGAAUAUUUAAAAACUAGACUGUCAUCUAUUGAUCUAACUUGGAAAUUUGUAUUUAUGGUUGGUUUAUCAACUUUAGGUUGGUUGGGUAUCUCAUUUUUAUUUUACUUUUUGGAUAGAAAGAAUCUAUACUUAAACUAAGCCAAACUUACACAAUGGACAUAGAAUAUUUACAAGAAAUGUCCAAAUUAAACUGAACUUCUUUCAAUUCAUAGUUCUUAGGUGUUCCAAAGUUUUUGUUUGAAUAAAAGCUUCGAAAUCACUUUUAUCUUUUUCAUAUUUUUGGGAAUCAAACUCAGCCAUGGGAAAAAUAAUGAAGAAGAAUUCACUCAAAAUUAUUCAAAGUUGAAUUGGAAAUAAAAGUGUUUUCGCUUUUUACUUCUAAUAAUUCCAUUAUCAACUGUGAAAUUUUUAGACUUUAUUAACAGUGACAAUGUUUGGGUGAUGAUUUUCAGUUAUAAAGACUAUCCCUUGGAAUGCCUUAUGUGGACUUAUCCUUACAUAUGGAUAUGCAAAACUAUUAAAAUAUUUUAAUUUAAAUAUUGA